CUCUGGCCAGAUUGUCCGAAAUAAACUGGAAAUGAAGUCUGUUAGACUGUAUUAAAGCAAUACACAUUUUGAAAAUAUUUAUUAAGUAAAUAUUAAUUUAGAAAUACGCCAUUGAACUACAAGUCAGUAAUAAUACUUGACUAUUUUACUACCUCUAAUAGUACCCCUGCGGCAGGUCAGUCUAGUAGAAAAUAUGCUUUUGUUAUUCUUACGAUCUUAUUGACCAAUAUUUAACUUUUCGUAAAGCUCCCGUAGAAUUAUUGAAAAAAUCUUGCAUGAAUGAAAAACUGGGUGUGGGUCAACUAAUACGGAUUUACAGAAAUUUUAACACUUUCGCCAAAACUAUGGAAUAGGUGGGAAGCAAUAUUUUGAUGACUUUUCAUUGCAAACCAGCUUCAUUUAUUGCAAAACAUAUUUAAAGAAACGCAUGGAUAUUUUCGAUUGAUAAUUUUUUUUUGUGGAUUUACAAAAAUAAAAAAGAAAUAAGAUGAUGUGUAGUCGUUAGAAUUAUCUUAACAAAAUUACUCAACAGUGAUUUCAUUGGAUUAUAUAAUCAGAGUGGUUUCAUUUUACGGAUUUAAAUCAAAUAAUCAAAUUGGAUUUUUUUGGGAAUUACUACUUAAUGAAAAAGUCACUAAAUAGAAAUGACGGAUCAACGACGCCUGAUAAGGCAGUUGUCAUACACUAUUUUGACGAUGCUGAUUUCAACACUUGUUUCUGGAUCAACAACCGUCGCUGAUACAACUGUCGCACCAACAACAACUGUGGCUAAUACAACUGUCGGGCCGACAACAACUGUUGCUGACACAACUGUCGGUUCGACAACCACAGUGGCUAACACAACUGUCGGACCAACAACAACUAUGGCUGAUACAACUGUCGCAACAACAACGGCAGUGGAUAAUACAACUGUCGGACCAUCAACAACUGUUGCUGAUACAAUUGUCACACCAACAACAACUGCUGCAGAUACAACUAUCACAAAAACAACAACUGUUGCUGAUACAACUGUCGGACCAACAACAACCGUCUCUGAUACAACUGUCGGUUCGACAACAACCAUUGCUGAUACAAAUGUCGGUUCGACGACAGUGGCUAAAACGACUGUCGGGCCAACAACAACAGUUGCUGAUACAACUGUCACACCAACAACAACUGCUGCAGAUACAACUGUCACAAAAACAACAACUGUUGCUGAUACAACUGUCGGACCAACAACAACCGUCUCUGAUACAACUCUCGGUUCGACAACAACUGUUGUCGAUACAAAUGUCGGUUCGACAACGACAGUAGCUGAUACAACUGUCGGACCAACAACAACUGUUGCACCAACAACGACAGUUACUGAUACAACUGUCGCACCAACCACAACUGUAGCUGAUACAACUGUCGGACCAACAACAACUGUUGCUGAUACAACGGCCGGACCAACAACAACAGCUGCUGAUACAACUGUUGGACCAACAACAACAAUUGCUGAUACAACUUUCGAAUCAACAACAACCGUUGCGGAUACAACUGUCGCUCCAACAACGACAGUUACUGAUACAACUGUCGCACCAACCACAACUGUUGCUGAUACAACUGUCGCACCAACAACAACUGUUGCUGAUACAACUGUCGCACCAACAACAACUGUUGCUGAUACAACUGUCGCACCAACAACAACUGUUGCUGAUACAACUGUCGCACCAACAACGACAGUUGCUGAUUCAACUGCAGGACCAACAACAACUGUCGCUGAUACAACUGUCGCACCAACAACAACAGUUGCUGAUACAACUGCAGGACCAACAACGACAGUUCCUGAUACAACUGUCGCAUCAACAACUACUGCUGCUGAUACAACUGUCGCACCAACAACGACAGUUGCUGAUACAACUGUCGCACCAACAACGACAGCUGCUGAUACAACUGUCGCGCCAACAACGACAGUUGCUGAUACAACUGUCGCACCAACAACGACAGUUCCUGAUACAACUGUCGCAUCAACAACUUCUGUUGCUGAUACAACUUACGCACCACAACUACUGUUGCUGAUACAACUGUCGCACCAACAACUACUGUAGCUGAUACAACUGUCGGACCAACAACAACUGUCUCUGAUACAACUGUCGCAUCAACAACUACUGUUGCUGAUACAACUGACGCACCCACAACUACUGUUGCUGAUACAACUGUCGCACCAACAACAACUGUUGAUGAUACAACUGUCGCACCAACAACGACAGUUGCUGAUACAACUGUCGCACCAACAACUACUGUUGCUGAUACAACUGACGCACCCACAACUACUGUUGCUGAUACAACUGUCGCACCAACAACGACAGUUGCUGAUACAACUGUCGGACCAACAACAACUGUCUCUGAAACAACUGCCGCACCAACAACAACUGCUGCUGAUACAACUGUCGCACCAUCAACGAGAGUUGCUGAUACAACUGUCGGACCAACAACAACUGUUGCUGAUACAACUGUCGCACCAUCAACGACAAUUGCUGA
Molecule: messenger RNA, 2502 nt
Organism: Ruditapes philippinarum (Manila clam)
Lineage: Eukaryota; Metazoa; Mollusca; Bivalvia; Venerida; Veneridae
Product: mucin-5AC-like
Exons: 2
Coding region: 645-2069 (474 amino acids)
Source: RefSeq, a predicted model, not a curated record